UUUCUUCUUUUGUUGCCUUCCUCGCGGGAUUUCCUCGCAGAAAAUCUGAGCAGACCAUCCCACACGCAACAAUGAAUCAGUCAAAAAGCCCCNCCAAAAAAAAAAAAAAAGCUAUGAUUUCAAUCUACGAAAACCAUCUCUCUCUCCGGACUCCGACACUCUCUCUCUCAACUAAAAAUCUCUCCGGUGAUGUAAACCCAUCCACCCACCGCCUGCGGCCGCAACCAUGGGCCAGCGCCGCCAAAAGCGCCAUAACUCACCCAUCGAGAAGCACCUCGCCGGUGACCCCACAUCCAAGCCACUGUGGAAGUCCAUUUCCUUUCCCAAGCUCCUUCAAGAAAGAGCUGAAUUAGCUAACGAAGCCGCCACCUCUCCCUGGCAGUUCUGCCGCCGUGAAGCACGUGAGCUUUGGCGCGAGGGAAAUGAUCCGUUGUACCUAAAUGAAAUUUGUGGGUUUUUGUCUACACGAUUGAAAUUUGUGGCCAUUCUCUUGAGUCUAAAUAAGCAUCGAUUCAUCUUUGUGGAUGAUUUCCAUGGCUGCGAGUGGCAGACACUGUCCAGCGCAAGGUUGAAGACCGUAGUGUCAGAAGGUGGACAAGGAACAAGGUGCGAACGAUAUUCAUUUCUAGCGACGUUGACUGUUGGAAUUUCGACGAAUUCUAGCGGGGUUUGUUCGGCUUCUGGGAGCAAACGGGGAGAGCCGCUGGGCAUCAGUUUUGUAGUAGCACCCCAGGGGAUUUGCGGAAGUGUCGAAUUUAUGGCGACUUUCUGUGCUGCAACCGGAGGUUUUAUAAGGGCUGGAGGGCCACCAACAAUGUUUGAGGCAACGUCAAGUGUUGUGACGGGCGAGGGUGCUACAUUCUAA
Striga asiatica is the source of this 865-nucleotide messenger RNA. NCBI's taxonomy places the organism in Eukaryota, Viridiplantae, Streptophyta, Magnoliopsida, Lamiales, Orobanchaceae. The record is from the annotation of a GenBank genome assembly.